This is a messenger RNA of Musa acuminata AAA Group (dessert banana), 474 nucleotides long. RefSeq lists its product as uncharacterized. The transcript has a single exon. The coding region runs from base 1 to 474 and encodes 157 amino acids. The record is from RefSeq and is a predicted model, not a curated record. Lineage: Eukaryota; Viridiplantae; Streptophyta; Magnoliopsida; Zingiberales; Musaceae.
AUGGACUCGGCCGCUCGCUUUCCGGCUCCGGAAGGAACGGCACUGGUCACCGCGGACGAGAUGUUCGCCAAGCGCGGCUGUUGCUGCUUCCGGAUGCCCUGGCCUGGCACGCGGGCGCGCAAGGCGGCGGAGCGGCGCGAGUACGGGGGAGGGCCUGUGACGGGGCGGUGGUGGUGGAGGCGAGGAAUGAAGGUGGUCAUGAAAGUGAGGGAGUGGACGGAGAUCGUGGCCGGCCCCAGAUGGAAGACCUUCGUCCGGCGGUUCCGCCGCCGGCCCCGUCACGGCGGGUUCGGAUACGACCCCCUCAGUUACGCCCUCAACUUCGACGAAGGGCUGGGCAGCGACUCCGACGGCCACAGCGUUAGACGGGGAUUCUCCGCCAGGUACGCCACUCCGCCGGCAUCGGCCACGUCGUCGAUGGAUCUUGGGGGGCCCAACGACGCGCCGCCGUUCGUGGGCGACGCCCACCGAUGA